Molecule: messenger RNA, 664 nt
Organism: Rattus norvegicus (Norway rat)
Lineage: Eukaryota; Metazoa; Chordata; Mammalia; Rodentia; Muridae
Source: RefSeq, a predicted model, not a curated record
AGAUUUAAUAAAUAUAGCGUAUGAUGUCUCAACACAGUAUUUAAAGAGAACUUGUCACUCAAGUACUAAACCUAGACAGGGCGGACAUUUCCAACGAGAUUCUACAGAGUAAUGGCGCUGCACAGGGAGACAAAAUCCUGCUGACACAGGAGUCUCUUCUUCGUCACCGGGUGACAAAGAUUCAGACCGCAACCUCAUUUCAGCAUCAGUUAGAAAAGGAAAAUUGGACUUUGGGCGAAUGCGGCUGGCGGUAAACGUACCCGCGUGUUUUCUGCUGAGGGGCAGUCAUGUUUCUCCAGUAUUACCUCAACGAGCAGGGCGAUCACGUCUAUACUCUAAAGAAAUUUGACCCCAUGGGACAACAGACUUGCUCUGCCCAUCCUGCUCGAUUCUCCCCAGAUGACAAAUACUCAAGACACCGAAUCACCAUCAAGAAAUGCUUCAAGGUGCUCAUGACCCAGCAACCAAGACCUGUCCUCUGAGGGCUUGUUAAUCUCUUGUGUUACUCGUCCCCCGGCCGAUUAUCAGCAACCAAACACUUCAUUCCGUGAGCCUGGAAGCCUUCCCAUGCUGUUUAGAAUCCCCUCUCACUCACUAAAGUCUGUAGUGAUGGGCAUCGCCCGUAAAAGGAACGACUUUUUUCCAUGUUUUGAUUUACUGCCCG